ACACUUUCUACACAUAAUUCAGCAGUGCAUGUUCAGUGGGAUAAACAUGGAGUGUCUUCACCAACAGAAGGUGCAUGUCUGUGAGAGGAUGUGAUACAUGUAGGGCUGUGUGUAGCCCUCAGGCAAUGGGUUUUAGGGAUAUGGAGUACCAGAACUCUUGACAAUAUCAUGAUGUCACACCGCAAACAAACGGACCCUGCCCCAGCUCAGGUGGAGGACUGGUGUCUGGUGGAUGGGGAGGGGGAGCGCUACAAACUGCCUAAAACCAUGCUCUUUAUGGGUCGGGAGGAGUGUGAUAUUGUGGUCCGGUCGGAGACUGUUGACAAGCGCCACGCUGUGAUAACAUUUGAUCAUUACCUUAACAAGUUUAAAAUCAAGGAUCUCACCACAGUUAAUGGGACAUAUGUGAAUGACCAGCAAAUCCAUGACCAGGAGUAUGUGACAUUGGAACAUAUGGAUUCUGUACGCCUAGGACAGGAUUCCAUGCUGUACCACAUGGAGGAGGUGAGAGAGGGCGAGGACCAGCAGGCCCCGGAACAGGACAAUGCCCAAACCACCACCAACAUGCCAUCUUGGGCCACCAAGGAACUACCACCCAUGGCCAUGGCUGAGUGUCAGGGGUGCAUAGCUGAGCAGAGGAUUGCCCACACUUGUACUGUUCAAACUGACCAAUCAGAUAUGAUGAAUUACAGCCCCAAUCACUGUGUGAUUCUGCCUGACCAAUCAGACUCUAUGCAUUAUACCCAUCAUCAGCAUGUAGUUCAUAACCACCAAUCAGAGGCCAUGCAUUACAAUGUUCCUCAUCAUGUAAUACAGACAGACCAAUCAGAAGCCAUGCAUUACAAUGCUCCUCAUCAUGUGAUACAAACAGACCAAUCAGAAGCCAUCAGUUAUAUCCCUCAUCCUCAUAUGAUCAGUACUGAUCAAACACAUUACAACCCUCAGCAAAUGAUGCACAUGGACCAGUCAAAUUAUGGUGACCACCACCAGCAUAUGACCUACCAGGACAGUCAUACAUCUUAUCAUGGUAAUGUGGAGAAUUACACAAACCAAGGGUAUGAACCACAGACUUCAUCUAAACAGUCUGAUAAGGACCUUGGAUGUAAUACAUGGCCACGUAAAAGGAUGAGAAAUGUGAAAAACAUCGCUACUUUCUUCACAGAGGAAUUGACCAAUGGCACAAGUCAAGAUGACCAGUCACACAGAAUAUUACGAGGGGAGAGCACUCAGAGGGAAAAUCUUCCACCCGAGUUAGAAACUGUAAAGAAAGCCACACCCUUGUAUGGCCAGCCUGAUUGGUGGGGGGAAGAUGCUGACCCUGAUGACAUCCCUGAAGGUGCUCAAGUGAGGCCUUCCAACCUUAGUGUAGACAAUAAAGUUCAUCAACAGUAUGUCACUAACACCCUGAACAACUCUAGGCAAAUGGAGGGUGGAAGUCAUGAUACAAGUCCCAUGGAGGCCAGGGAUGCCCCUACCUCAAAGUCCCAUGAUCCUGGAGGAGGGGGCCAGAUACCUGAGGAGAGUCGUGAUAAGGGAGAUGACCCAAUUCCCAGGCGACAGUCAGAUACAUCAGGGGGUCCUUGUAUGUCUUUCACAGUUGACUUUGAUGAAGACAUUAGAAAAAUGAAUUCCUCGGGAAAACUCAGUGAUUUUGUGCCAUCAAAGAUGAGAAAAAGUUUCAGAGAGAGGAAAGAGAAUCUUGCUAAAGCUAAAGAUACAAGUUCACCUGAAAAAUUGACAGCUGGUUCUGUUGCCAAGGAUACGCCACCUGACAAGGGAAGUAGAUCUGUCUCUAAGGAAGGAACGCCAGAGAAAGAAGAUCUGCCAGAGAAAGUAGAGGUUGAAGAAAUUGCAUCUAAAAGGCAAAAGAGGGCAGAAGCAGAGAUGACACCACCCAGACGACGGAAGAAAGUAGAAAGCGAAGAGAUGGUAACUCCUCGUAGACAAAAGAAAAUUGAUGAAAUAUGGGAGUCUGACUCCUCAUCAUCUACUAAAGGAAGAAGAUCAACGGAGAUGAAGAGGUCAAGUAGGUCAUCUCAAGAGAGUGACAAGGUCACAGUUAGCACAAGAUCAACAAGAUCAACCACUUCAGACAAGGUAACAAGGUCAUCAAGGUCAACAGAUAUAGAUAAAGUAGCAACAAGGUCAUCAAGGUUAACAGACAAAGACAAGACAGCAACAAGAACAUCAAGGUCAGCAAACACAGAAAAGGUCACCACAAGUUCACCGAGGUCAGUUGAUAUGGACAAGGUCACCACAAGAACCUCAAGGUCACAGGACACAGAAAAAGUGACAGCAGUUUCUGCCAGAGGUACCAAGACAUAUGUCAAAAGAAAGGUCACAACAGAUCCCAAAAAGCCAUUGAAAUCUAGCCAGUGUAAAGAGGAGGACCAGUUAGCUGCUGCUGCAGUGCUCAAAAUGACAGAAAGUGCCUCCUAUCUAAUAGACAAAAUGUUCGAAAGCAGUUCCUGCAAACAAGGUACAAAAUCCAAAACUGUGGCAGACAGAUUUACUGAACAUGCAAUGUAUCGUGAGGCUAAAGAAUAUGACAGUGGGAAACCCAAACUUACCCUAGACACUGACGACUCUGCCCCACUGCUGGACUUGCUGCAGACUCCCACUAAGGAAGGGAGUGAGGAAGAAGUGAAGGAAGUGGAUGAGGCAGUGGACAAUGUCAGUGAGGCAGGAACAUAUACCAUUGAAUGUGAUGAUCAUGAUGAAGAAGAGCAGCAAGCACGCCACAGCAUUGAUGCAGUGUUUGGGGUGUCCAACGAUGCUGAUAUGAUGUCACGAAGUCUUGUUAUCAACGAUGAGGGUAGUAAACGUCUUGAUGAACUAAGAAUUGAGGAACCACUGGAGGACAAGUUUGCAAAAGGGGAGAUAACUUUAGCAGACCUUGAGAAGGAGAUUGAGAGGCUGGAGAGGAGAAAGACAGAGGUUUCUGUAUCCAGUAGUGUAGAAGGUGAAGCAGGCAGCACUACCCUUCAGGAACUCAGAAUCAUCGAAGAGCAUGACAACCCAAGCACCACCCUACCAAGUGAUGCGCCAGCAUGGGUAACACAAUGGGCUGCACUGACCAAUCAGAAGUCCCGAUCUAAAUCAUCCAACAUGGACGCCUCCAGUCCUAGCUCAGUCCACAGUCACUCCUCAGAUAAAGAUGAGAAAACUUUCAAGAAGUCAGGCCAUGGUCUGAGACGUCGGGGGACAGGACGAAAACUUCCCAGUAUUCCAGGGGAGUCCAGUAAAACAAGUCCUGCUAGUAGUGAACACAGCUCAAGGGUUAGUGAGACUACAGGAAGUCCCAGCAUAAUGACUCCUCGUCAUAGUGAUGGUGUCUUCUUGGAAAAUGGCAAACCCAAGGCUGUUACAAUCUCUAGUCAGGUGGUGUCACGAUAUGAUGGCACAGACACUGAAUCAGUGUCACGGACAAAGUUCAGUAGCGACAGCGAAAGUGUGGCCACGAGUGCUCUCACUAGUGUGACAAAGUCAGAUAUAGACACUGACCGACCAAGCAGGAGUUCAAGGUCAGUGUCCAUAGAGAGUGAUAGGACAACCCAUAGUUCAAGGUCAGCACGUAGUACUGGCAGUAUGGAUACAGAACUUCUCUUACGCGAUACAGAAACUGUGAUGGCUGCCAUGGAAGCUCGAAUGGGCUCAAAGUCAAGCAACAAACCCAAAGAACCCCCACAUGUGAAUGGAGCCAAUGAUUCCUUCUCAGAUAAUGAGAGCAUGGUUGCCAUGGUGAAUGGAGAUGAUCAGUAUGUAAAACCAUCAAACUUCAGUAGUCCCAGACAAAAUUUAACCAAAGUGCGUUCAACAACAGGUCAGCAGAAAAACAAGCCAACUCUAAUAAGGACUAAUUCUGCAACAGCCAGACUGAAUGCUUUUAGAGAGAGCACAAAGCGCCACAGUUCUGGGGAUGUGUCAACUGUUGUGUCUGAUGUCCUCAGUGAAACCCCAACAGAAACUGAGCCCAGUGAGGGCAGCUUUAGUAGGUCUAAUUCCAAAGGCAAGGGUAAAAUGACUAUGACACGCCCCAACAGAGCAUUUGAGUUAAGACGUGCUCGAGCUGAAGCUGAUGAACCCACCACACCUGGGUCCUCAGUAAGUUCAGUAUCUGACACUUCAUCAAGGGGAACUACCUCUGUGACCAGUACUUCACGACCUUCAUCAAAGUCACGUAUAAGUGCUGACAAGACAAAUGAUUCUGCUCGCAGUGAUAUGAGUCUUGGAGGACAAAUUGUGGCCAGAAGUCGUAGCAAUAAUGCUCGCUCUACCAGUGAUUUGUUGCGUCGAGACGGAGGUAGACACAGCUUACGUCUCAACCGAACUAACUCUAGCUCUGACCCUGUGUCUACUUUGGGAACUGAUAUACGCAAGACUGAUAUAAAAUCAAUCAAAGCCAGGUUAAAAAACUCGACCUAUGGAACAGCAGGCUUAUCUGUAACUGGAGUGAGUAGCUCUAACAGGAGCAGCACCAACUCUCAGACCAGUAGUAGUCACUCCAACUCGCCCAAGUCAGCAGAGAAGGCAGCGUGGAGACGAAGGAAGGAGUAUGAUCCUAGAAAAGCUGUGGCAAAUGCCAAAGCAAAAACACAGGACAAAAAGUCAAGAGGUGAUGAAAUACGAAUUCUCGCAUCUAAAAAUUCCAAAAUGACACGCUCUGCUUCAUUUACUAACACAGCAGAACUGAGGCGAUACAGGAGGGAUAACUCCUCAUUGUCAAGUGCAGAUGAAAUUAGCACAGGUGCAAAUAGUGAAGUUGACAAUUCUUUUGUAGACUCAAGCUCCCAACGAGGAUUUAUUCCAUACUCUGGGAGGUCACAGUCAAGUCGUCUUUACCAGAGCUCUGAAGAUGAGGAGAUGAACAUGAUGGUGAAGUCUUCACAGUCUUACGACAAUAUCCUGGUCUCCUCCAUCUAUCAGUUGUCGCUCAAGCUCAAAUCAUCAACUGACAAGUCACUGAAAAAACUCAAGGACCAUGAGAGGAUAGAGAAUGGUACGGCUGUCUCCCCUAUGGAUGAAAUGCUGGACCAGGCCAGCAGUGUGUCAGGUGACAUGCCUGGUUGGAAUUCAGCCAAUCAGGAACUGGCUGGAAUCCUCAACAACCUCAGGAAGAUAGAACACCAUGUCCAUGUUAUGAACAAAGUUUUGUUCCCUGAUGAAGAAUCAGACUGUGAUACACCAAGGAUGACGGGUCGGGAGAAACAAGAGUACCUCCAAGAGAUAGAGAGAAUCAGAGGAGAGUUGGCAGGCUUUCAACCAAUAUCUACUCCUGAGGAGGCUUGGAAACUCCGUGAUGGUGAUGAAUCCAUCGAGUCUGACUGUGAAGAACUUGGUGUCCCAGAGGAAUUCUUCUAGUUUAUCGUGUUAUCACUAGAAAUACUCCAACCAACCACUACAGUAUGGACUUCUCAAAUUCAGAGAGGCCAAUAUUCCAAGUAUGAUCUUUCGUCCAUUCAAAAAAUGUGAGGAUUAUUUUUGAUGUAUUCGUUAAUCCUCAUUAAGAUUCUUCUAACCAAACGACAGGGGUUAUUAGCAAGUGUAUGUUUCGAAAUUACUCCUUAGAAGAACACUUUUGAUUGGACAAUAAUGAUAAUACAGUGCCAGAUAAUCUCUUUCGUGGAUGAGAGCAGAAGGAUGGCCUGGUUAAAGUUAACACAAACUGCCAUGUGUGGUGUGAUUUUAUUCUGUGGGUUUAACACUGACCUGACCAGGUUGGUAACACCAGUGGUACAUCUCAUGUUGUUGAUCUCUGUAACAAGACCAAAAGCUCCCAGGCUUCCAUGUAUGUUGCCGCCUAAUAUGGGCAUGUGUUCAUUAGAGUCAUGUAGUGCUUAAAAAGCUCAAACUGUCCAAUUGUAUUGGAUCAUGUGAUGCAUGAUUUGGCAUUAGUUCAAUUUCUGUUGGUUUUCAUUAUUUCAUAUACAUUGACUAUUCUACACUUUUCAGUUUUAAUGAAUAUUCAUGUAUUUGUAAACGUUGUGAAUAUUCAUGAGUUCUAUGUACAGGUCCCCAGACUUGUACUGUACAAUUUAUAGGUACUGAGUGUUGUACCGUUUUCUGUGAUAUAAUUUCCAUUGAAGAGAGUGCUUUUUAUAUGCUUAGAGCAGUAAAUGUGUGGCUGAUAUGAAUGUGUUUGCUUGUUUGGUAUCAGAUGCUAGUCAGUACUAGACAAAACUGUACACAAGUAUUCAUGUGUAAAAAGAACAGGAUACACUAGCCAAACUAUACUUCAUUCAUUAGUUAUCACUCUGUAGAGGAAUCUCAAAAAUUGGCAGAAAACAUUUCAAUUUAUGAUAAAAUGUCAGCUUCCAGAUGUUUUACUUUGUGUAAAAUAUCACACAUUGAUUUGACAGUCCUGUUUGAUUUGAUAAUCCCCUAAUACAAGUUUGGGUAAGAUUGGGAUUUAUGAUAAAUAUUGUCAACAUUGAUAUUUGGAAUGUUUACUCCAACUUGUUGAUAUCUAUUGGAUGUAUGUGAUGAUUACAUACUCUGCCUUGUGUACGACCACAGGUCUUCCUUCAGACUGUAGUGCCUAUAGAUCAUUAUCCCCUCUAAGUGCCAAGUAAUAAUCUUAUUGUGUCCACAUCCAAUAUCAUUGUAUGAUAGAUUGGGACUUACUGUAACGGCUUCAUCCAUGUCAGACUUAUUAACCAGUGUAAGAACUGUACAAUAGUAUAGAUAACAAUGUUAUCAGAAUAGACUUGAUAUUUCAAUGAAUCAAAACAUGAUGUAUUUUCCUCAAAUUACCCGCAGAAUUUUUAAGCCUUUCAACUUGUCAUUCAUAGGUGAAUUUUUACUCAAUGUAUUUUUUCCUUUUUUAAUUUUUGUUUUAAACUCCAUACGUUUCUGCACAUUUUUCUUAUUUGAAAACAACGAUACAUUUUUUGGUCAACCACUAUCUGGAAAAUUCCAGCAUGUCAACUCUUGUGAAGGGAGAUAACUCCUAUGACACUAAACACUGCACUUGGACAACAUAAAUCAUAUAAUUUGCAGAUAAUGCUUCAUUUGUGUAAAUAUGUGUAUUGAUGAAAAAAUGUUAGUCGUAAAGACAAGAUACAAAUGUAAUUAUUAAUUGAGAUCUGCAAGGUCAUCGCUGUGGUCGUAGAGAUGACCUGGAUGUUUGUAUGUUAGUGAACAAUGACUGUGAUAUGUUUUGCUUCUGUGUAAGUCUCGUUCCAGAGUUAUGUUGGAUAUUAAAUAUAUAUAUAUAUAUAUAUACACGUAAAUGUUAUAUGAUUCUUGUUAUUGAGAUGUUUCUGUUAGUGAGCCAGUAUUUACAGAGAUAGUGCACCUGUUGUGGCAGGAUGUGUAACUACAUUUCGUUAUUUCCCACUAUAACAGGUGGGAAUGAUAUUGUGAAUUUUCCAAUGAAAUUAUAUGGCCUUAUCAGAUCCAGAUCACCACAGAUGUCUGGAAGGAUUUCGACUAAAGAAUUUGAUUUGGUGACAAAUGAGAUUUUCUGUUUUGAAAUCACGUAUAGAACAAAAUGAUCAGACUGUUUUUUGAACAUAUUUAGCUUUGUUUAAACAAGAGUUUGGAUUAAAGUUUGUUUCUGAAACAAGAUGCGCUAAUUUAUGGAAAACUAUUCAGUGUUCUGAACAACUAUAGCCUUACAAGUUCCUCCAACAAUUACUUUAUUACAUAGAUAUACAUUGUAAAUCCAUCUGAGUAAUUGUUGGUGAAGUAGAUAUACUAUUACACGAUACAUGUGCUGAACAGCCUCGGAGUGAUAUACAGCACUGUAGUGUUACAAUAACUGUGGUGUAUGUUGUCGUAAAUAUUACACACUAUCUCAUGUUGCUUUGUAAUGUAAACAGUGUAAAUUAAUGGCCAACUUUAACAAAAUUUACAAUUGCAAUAUAUACUUUAUUCAAUGUGCUUAGAUUUUUACUAAUUCAGCUUAUUAACAGUAAUGUAAAGACUUAGUUGCAUAUGAACAAAUUCCCUCUCAGUCGAUAUAUUAUUUAUUAUAAAAUAAACGAAAAAGCUACUAUUUAA
This is a messenger RNA of Ylistrum balloti, 8004 nucleotides long. RefSeq names its product centrosomal protein of 170 kDa-like. The record is from RefSeq and is a predicted model, not a curated record. Gene Ontology annotation, molecular function: protein binding. The coding region runs from base 169 to 5361 and encodes 1730 amino acids. NCBI's taxonomy places the organism in Eukaryota, Metazoa, Mollusca, Bivalvia, Pectinida, Pectinidae. The transcript has 15 exons.